AUGGGUAAAAAAGCUGAUAAGACAAAGAGGAGCGCCGAUAACAGCCCUGAAAAGAGUGAAAGCCCUAAACCUUUGCAGAGUACUUCAUAUGAGCUGUUGCCUGCAGACUUAGUCUAUAUAGACAGCGGCAUCAAGACCAGCCCCGUCAAGUAUGACUCGUUAUACCCUGAAGUGGAGGAGGUGUUCGGAGUCCCACGUUCGCCUCGACCCUGCACCCUCGUGUGGAGGGAUGUGACAGUGCACGUGAAACUGAAAAAUGGAAGAUUGAAACGACUAGUUAAUAAUGUGAGCGGCAUAGCGAAACCUGGCACUCUUAUUGCUUUGAUGGGACCUAGCGGUGCUGGAAAAACUACGCUCAUGUCUGCAUUAGCCCAUCGAAGCCCAUUCGGUACAGUGAUAGACGGCGAAAUCAUCAUGAACGGUCGUCCAGUCUGCAGCUACGUGGACAGAGAAAGCGGCUACAUGCAUCAAGACGAUAUCUUUGCUGAAAACCUAACAGUUAUCGAACAUCUAACGGUCAUGGCUCGCCUACGCAUGGAUAGACGCACAUCAACUGUAGCCAGGAAACGCCGGGUGAAUCAGUUGAUGAGGCAGUUGUCUCUCUACGAGUCCAGGUUCACGAGGAUAGGAGGCCUCGAUGGACACAAAACCUUGUCUGGUGGAGAAAGGAAAAGACUGGCUUUUGCUACUGAAUUAUUAACGGAUCCAGGACUUCUGUUCUGCGACGAACCCACCACAGGAUUAGACUCCUCGUCAGCGCUGAAGCUGGUAUCACUCCUCCGAGCCAGUGCGGCCCAGGGCAAGACCGUGAUAUGCACUAUACACCAGCCCUCCUCAGAACUGAUGGCACAUUUCGACAAGCUAGUCUUGUUAGCUGAAGGAAGGAUCGCCUUUGCGGGAAACGCAUCUGCUGCUUUGGGAUUUUUCGAAAGUCUCGGCUACCACUGUCCCUUAACGUACAACCCGACGGAUUACUUCAUAAAAGUGUUGGCUUUAACUCCUGGCUCCGAAGCUGCGUCACGUCACGCUAUCAAGAGUAUAUGCGACCGGUUUGCCGUCAGCGAUGUCGCUAAGGAAUUGGACAUGGAGAUUCAUUUGGAGUAUCAUCUUAUGGAUAAUGAGGUGGAGGACUCAAGGAGGAUAAGAGGUGACAGCUUUAGGCCACCACAUUUUUACACGAAGAUAAUGUGGCUCGUGUACAGAUACCUGCUGAUGAUCAUCAGAGAUCCGAGGGUUCAACUGGUCCGUAUACUACAGAAAUUGGCUAUAGCUUUAACAGCUGGCGUUUGUUUCUUGGGCACACCCCGACUAACACAAGCCGGGGUCCAAGACGUCCAAGGGGCUCUAUUCAUCAUCAUAGCUGAGAACACGUUCAGCCCCAUGUAUUCAGUUCUUCACAUGUUUCCUGAGGAGUUUCCGUUGUUCAACAGAGAGCUUAAGGCUGGACUGUACUCCACGCCGGUCUAUUAUACUGCCAGAAUGAUCGCUUUGUUCCCAGGGCUGUUGAUAGAGCCGGUGCUGUUCACUGGUGUGGUGUAUUGGCUCGCCGGGCUACGGUACAGUGCCUACGCCAUCGGAUUGACCAUAUUCAUCUCGAUUCUGGUGCUCAACGUCGCCAUAGCGUGCGGUUCGUUCUUCUCGUGCGCUUUUGGUUCGAUGCCGUUGGCGAUCGCUUAUCUGGUGCCCUUUGACUAUUCACUAAUGAUGACAUCCGGGAUAUUCAUCAAAUUAAGCUCUAUUCCUCGCUACGUGGCGUGGAUCCGCUACCUGUCCUGGCUGAUGUACUCGAACGAAGCGAUGUCCAUAGUCCAGUGGGACGGCGUUGAGAACAUCACGUGUACAAACUCGAAUUCAACUGGCGUUCCUUGCGUGAGCACCGGCGACGAAGUUCUCAUGCAGUACGAUUUCACGAGCAGCAACCUCUGGCUGGAUAUAUCGGCGUUGCUGCUGCUCUACAUCACCUUCCAUCUCCUCGCGCUGCUGGCCCUUAGAUACAGAACGAGAAGAAAAUGAUCUACACUGCACGAAAUGUUCGGGGUUAUAACGAUUAAAUGU
Bombyx mandarina (wild silkworm) is the source of this 2055-nucleotide messenger RNA. Its product is annotated as protein scarlet-like. The record is from RefSeq and is a predicted model, not a curated record. NCBI's taxonomy places the organism in Eukaryota, Metazoa, Arthropoda, Insecta, Lepidoptera, Bombycidae.